Brenthis ino (lesser marbled fritillary) is the source of this 738-nucleotide messenger RNA. The record is from the annotation of a GenBank genome assembly. Lineage: Eukaryota; Metazoa; Arthropoda; Insecta; Lepidoptera; Nymphalidae.
AUGAAGCGAGUUUUUAAAAAUGUAAAUGGCAUUAUUACUGAAGUUUUAACUUGGGGUGACCCGUUUGGUAUUGGCAUAGAAAAUGUAAUUGUCUGCAUUACGGGCAAUCCUGGUGUUCCUGAUUUCUACAUAGAUUUUGCCACGGAGUUGUAUAAAACCUUACAGUUGCCAAUUUGUAUUAUAGGUCAUGCUGGUCAUAUGGAAAUCACUAAAGAAAGCUUUUGUAUAUUGACUAAAGAUGGUGGUUUAUAUGAUUUAAAAACACAAGUUGAUCACAAAUUGGAUUUAUUACAAAAUCAUAUUAGUAAGAAUGCUAAAAUCCAUCUACUUGGUCAUUCUAUUGGUGCUUGGAUUAUUGUUGAAAUAUUACAAAAUAAUGACGAUUUAAUGGAGAGACUUUCAUCAGUCAAUCUUCUAUUUCCUACAUUACAAAGAAUGGCAGAAUCCGAAAAUGUGAUUAAAAACAUAAUAUUUAUGGCAUUUGAUGAAUUGGAUACAGUACAGGUAUUAAACAGUGAUGGUAUAGCAAAAAUAAAACAUUUGACUAAUGUUAUAUAUGGGGAAAAUGAUGGGUGGGCUCCGUUAGAGUUUAUUGAAGACUUGAGAAAAUUUGAACCAUGUAUCAAAAUGAUAUUAGCACACAAUGUUGAUCAUGCUUUUGUCUUAAAGUCUUCAGUACAGGUAGCUGCUAUGGUGGCAGAUUUUAUUGAAUUAAAAUCUAAACUCAAAAAUGAGAUA